Catharus ustulatus (Swainson's thrush) is the source of this 3259-nucleotide messenger RNA. It is a transcript of the gene DYRK4, whose product is annotated as dual specificity tyrosine phosphorylation regulated kinase 4. The record is from RefSeq and is a predicted model, not a curated record. The transcript has 14 exons. Gene Ontology annotation, molecular function: protein serine/threonine kinase activity; ATP binding; protein serine/threonine/tyrosine kinase activity. Bases 1210 to 3003 code for a protein of 597 amino acids. Gene Ontology annotation, cellular component: nucleus. NCBI's taxonomy places the organism in Eukaryota, Metazoa, Chordata, Aves, Passeriformes, Turdidae. Gene Ontology annotation, biological process: peptidyl-threonine phosphorylation; peptidyl-serine phosphorylation.
UUUAGGACUCUAUGAUUUGCAGGCCUCCCCUGCUGGCACAAAACCUGAGUGGUUAUUUGGUGAGAAAAUGGGAAGUUUCUCUUGCACAUGAGGUUUAUAAUACUGGGGAAGAUUUGUUGCUUAGAGGGUUGCCAAGCUUGGAUGAAUGGAAAAGUGGGAGUGAUGCAAGUGGGAGCAAUGUGCCUUUUAAGAAGGUGCAGCUCAGCAAUUGGAUCAGAAAGGUUUUGCAGAGACCACCAUGAGUGCAAAGGAAUAACUGUUUGUCCUUGGACCAUUCCAGCAGCAUCUGUAAAAGCAGCAGCUUUCAGUGGGUGAGCUUGUAUUUGCUCCCUGAAAACCCUGGUUUCUGAGUGAAAGUAGAACUAUUCUGGGUUGCUGACAGAUUUCAGACCAGCAGGGAAUAUGCCAUUCUUUGGCUGUAUGAAGGAGGAGACCACACUGUAUUUUUGCUUUAGAUAUUCCCCUAAGACAGCUGGGGAGUAGGGACGCCUCCAUCAGUGCCCCAUCACACAUGCACAGCAUCCAAAGGAGGAAGAGGAGAGACAGGAGGGCAGCUAGGCUCUGUCUCAUUAUACACACCAAAAUAAUCCACAUGCUCAUUAUCCCACAGAGCAGACCAGCUCUGCACCAAUGCCCUCAAGAACCACAGACCAAGGUGCUACAGUUUGGUCCUCAUUACUUGAUAUAGAAUGCCCAACAAGAAACCAACCCUUGAGGAAUUAAUUAAUUUUCAUUUUCCAGUCUGUCAGUCUUGUUGAAGAGAUUUUGCCUCACUGUAUAGCAAGGUCGCUGUGACAAAUUUUGACAAAAUCCAAGUUCAAGUGUUUUUUGAUUUCGCAAGCGCAUGAGCUCAGUGAGAAAGAACAGACUGAGAUGACAAGGAGAACAGCCAAUCCUGUUAUAUUUGUCUUUCUUAUUACUGACUUGCCAUGAUAAAUAUGGAAAAUUAUAUUUGGCUAGAAGGAGGCUGAGAAAGGGAACAGAUGGCCACCGAAAGAAUACUAGAGCAGCUAAUAGUCACUGGCAUAUUUCCGGGAGAAAAAUUUAAAUCUGAAGCCAAGCAGAAGCAUUAUCCAUUUUUUGCUGCUCAGGGCACUGUGCAUGGAACUGCUCCUGCUAUGCUCUGACUAGAUGAAGGUGGGCUUCCUGAAAUGCCUUCACCGAAUGGAAUAAACAGCUCCUGUCCUGCACUUAACAGCUCUUGCAGUAAUGCUGACAGAAAUAGUUGACAAGUCUUCCCAUGUGGAUGCUUUUUCUCAGUCCCAGCUGACUGUUCAAGAGAGGGAUCAUCUGGGCUCUAACAGAGUCUUCCAUCAGAGAGUGAGUCGUGGUGUUCUUUCCCUCCCACAUCUGGAAGGUCAAGUGAAGCAUGGUCUGGCUGCAGACACUGCAAACCCUCCCCCCUUUGAGAGCAGCCUGCCUCAAAUAGCAAAUAAGAGCUUGAAGAGUGUCCUCCCCUCUCUUCAGGAAAAUGGAACUCAAGGCAAUUUUCCCCAAUUUAACCUUCCAGACAGUGUUCCUGAGAGUGAUACCAGAGUCCAUACAAAGCCAUCUGAACUGGAGAGCACCAGCCUCGGGGUCAAACUGCCUAUGACAGCUUCAGAAGCCUUGAAAAAUUUUAGAAACCAGUUAACAGUCUAUGAGCAAAAAGAAAUUUUCAAUUAUACAGAACUCUGGUUUCUUGGCCUGGAAGCUAAAAAGAUUGAAGGUUUGCCUGAAACCCAGAAUAAUAAUUGCUAUGAUGAUGAACAUGGUUCCUACUUAAAGGUUUUGCAUGACCACAUUGCCUACCGCUACGAAGUCUUGGAGGUCAUUGGGAAAGGAUCAUUUGGGCAGGUGGCCAAAUGCUUGGAUCACAAAACCAACGAGUUAGUGGCAUUGAAAAUAAUAAGGAAUAAGAAAAGAUUUCACAGCCAGGCUUUGGUAGAAGUGAAGAUCCUUGAUGCUCUCCUGAAGAAAGACAAAGAUGAUACUCACAAUAUCAUCCACAUGAAGGAAUACUUCUACUUUCGCAAUCACUUCUGUAUCUCCUUUGAACUGCUGGGAAUAAAUUUGUAUGAGCUGAUCAAAAAGAACAAUUUCCAAGGCUUCAGCCUGUCUUUGAUUCGCCACUUCACUCGGUGUGUGCUGAGGUGUUUACAAGUGCUCUACCAGGAAAGAAUCAUUCACUGUGAUCUGAAGCCUGAGAACAUACUAUUAUACCACAAUGGGCAAGGUUCAGUCAAAGUUAUUGAUUUUGGAUCAAGCUGCUAUGAAGACCAAAGAGUGUACACCUAUGUUCAGAGCCGCUUUUAUCGCUCCCCCGAGGUGAUUCUUGGUCAUCCUUAUGCUAUGGCUGUUGACAUGUGGAGCUUGGGCUGUAUCAUAGCAGAGCUUUACACAGGCUACCCACUGUUCCCAGGGGAAAAUGAAGCUGACCAAUUGGCUUGCAUCAUGGAGGUAUUGGGCCUUCCACCUGCUGAUUUUAUCCAGGCUGCGUCAAGGAGGAGAACAUUCUUUGAUUCCAAAGGUUUUCCUAAAUCCAUAACUAACAGCAAAGGGAAAAAGAGAUGCCCAGAUUCCAAGGAUCUAAGCACAGUGCUGAACACCCAUGAUGCUGGUUUCCUGGACUUUUUGAAAGGAUGCUUAAUGUGGGAGCCUUCCCUGCGCAUGACUCCUGAUGAAGCGAUGAAGCAUGCGUGGAUCCAGGAGCCAAAAAUAUUCCGGAAAACGCAGGCUCCAAGGAAGAUGAGUGAUGGCUCCUUCUCUGUUCUGGAAAGCAGAAGAGAGACUAUUCAGAAUCUCUGGAAAAAUGCAGCUGACAGAGUGAGAAGUGAACUGGCUGACAGACUGACCCCCUUCACAGGCACAGCAGAAAGUGAUGUGCAGAACACAAGGAAGCAUGCUAUCCCAGAGAAAUAUUUGGAAAACCACAUGGAAAAGCCCAUUAAAUACAAUCAAGCAGAAGACAGUGGUGAAAGAGCUCUUCCAAAAACUUCUCUGUUUUUCCCACCAAUUAAGUAACACUGAGCACAGUCUAUGAUUGGCUCAGUUGCGUACCUAGUGUAUUUUGUAGGUAUUAUUUGUACUCAGGAAUAUAAGCUAUAUCUGUCUGUUCAUGGGCUGUGCACAUUGUAAGUAUACUCAAUGUUCUUUUUACCCUGAAAUCAUCUAGUCAACCAAAACAGAAUUUGAGAACCAUUCCUUUUCCUCAUCUACAUCCUUGUGAUCAGAGAUUCUUCACAACCAGCAGCAAUAAAAUGGAGACUGUAGAGGUGGA